UAUUUCAUUAAUGGCGGGCCACUACGAAGUGAAAAAGUUUAUAUCGGUUGACAUAUCGCGCUGUGUGGCUGAUGAUCUGAGUAAAUUAUCCUACCUGAAACAAUACAUUGAUGGUAGUUUUCGAAGAUAAUUUGAGCCACUUCCCAUAACAGGCUGCCAUCAUUGGACUUGGAAAAAAUGUUUUCAUUCGAAUUUGUCUCCUGUAAACUUGUCAAUAGGACCCCUUGUGACUGAAAUACUUCAAACCACAGAAAGGAAGAUGAGUGGGAGACAGUUUCUUGAGACACUCAAACAACUGGACUACCCAAAUGCCGAUAGCCUGGACCCACAGAUGUUCAACUGGAUGUUUGAGAAUGAGACUGUGUCAGCUUUUCUGCAGUGGUUCUGUGCCAGCGUCAGCAGCAGUAACGUGUUGCUUCCUGUGGAGCUCCAGCAAUUUGCAGAGCUAGAGAGGUCUAAUGAGGGUGUUCUUGAAGGAAAUGUGCUAGAAGAUGCCUUGAAAACCUUUUCCACCUCUACAAAGAACAAGGAGACAGUGGAAUCCUUGAGGGAGAGAGUAUCCAUAUUACAUGAAGACUUGGAUGAAGACAAGAGGAAGAAGCAGCAGUUGGUUCACAGAAGAGAUAGACUGAAUGCUCAUCUGACAGGGCUGGGGCAUCGGCUGUCUCAGUUGACUGUGCUGGAGUCUCAGGCCAAACGAGACUGUCAGAAGGCAAUGGAGCAGCUGGACACAGACAAUAAUGAGGUGAACGAGAGCCUGGACGGCCUUGUGAGGAGUGUGAUGAAGAUACACUCACUGUACGAUCUGCCCGUGGAGUCCAGACAGGAGGCCUCCCACCCUGCAACAUUCCUCUCCCACGUCAAGCUGGGUGACUACCAUGACAUGGAGGACAAGUUCAGCCAUGAGUUGAAACUGUUCACCAAGAAAAGAUUCUUUGAUGGUGUUGCGGAGAUGGCUGGUCAGAACGAGGGGACAAAGUAUGAGCUGCUGGAGGUGUCCAACCCAGAGUGUCUGAUGGUGCGGGGAGAGAAGCAGGACAUCAUCGUGCAAGACUCCCAGGAGCUGGCCAGGCUGAAGGCUGUGUAUCCAAUCAGUCAGAGUCAGCUGAUAGAGGCGUCGGCAAGUGAGAAACAGAUGUCUGCAACUGUCAGUCACACCCAAAAGAUCAUCCAACGGUUACAGUCGGGGGAGUUUCCCGUGGAUCUGAAUAAACUUCGGGACUCCCUUCAGGAAAGCCAUAUGUCUCUGAAUGCAGUGAGAAGAGACCUGACCCAAUUGCAGCAGACAGACAUCCCUGCCCUGAUCAGCAGGUCGGCCGACCUCCAGGGCACCAAUAUCAUCACGGGCGACUACAAACUGAAACUUGCCAGACAGGGCUACUUCACAUCCAACCAGGACCAGUUGAUUGAUCAGCUGGUGGUGCAGCGAGCCCGCAAUGAGUUCCUGACAAUGGCCUAUGAGAUAGAAUCCAGGAAUCACCGUGACAUUCACCGCCUGCUGACAGCGGUCAGAAGGACACUCGAGCAGAACCUGACUGACUGGAGGGAGAGACAGAAAGCCAUGGAGGAUCCGUGUAUUACCCCGGCCAGGCAUCAGCGCGGUACCAUAGACUCCCGUGACAAGGCCACCACCAGACUGCACCAGAUGCUGACAGGUUGUGAAUCUGGAGAACAACAGCUGUUCCUCACCAAAGCUGGGAUGGUGGAUGGUGCCCAGCAGCUGCAGCACAAGCAUACAGCAGCUGAUUCAGCUCUCGCAGCAGCCAUAGACAAACAUCAACACAAGACCCGUCUGCUGGAAGGGGAGAUGCGAGUCUGUGUGGACCAGCUGUACCAUGGAUCCAGCACAACCAGUGGAGAGCCAACAGUGACUCCACCAUUGCUGCAGGAGACACUGACCAAUCUAGACACAAUGCUGGUCAAGCUGGAGGCAUCCAUUAUUGAUGUCAUCAAGGAUCAUGAUACCAAGAAGAAGCUGUUGAAAAGCAAUCUACUCCAAGCCAAAGAGAGGGACCUAUUCACAUACUUCUUCAGCAGACCUGGCCAACUGAGGGAGACAUUUGAGAGCAUCAAAGAGCGGCUGCAGGCACAGACCGUUCACUGACAGUCAUACCAGCAGCCCCCUGGCAAACACCAACUGUUCACCGACACUCAUACCAGCUAACACCGACACUCAUACCAGCAAACACUGACUGUUCACCGACGCUCAUACCAGCAGCCCCCUGGCAAACACUGACUGUUCACCGACACUCAUACCAGUAAACACCGACACUCAUAAUAGCAAACACUGACUGUUCACCGACACUCAUACCAGCAAACACCGACACUCAUACCAGCAAACACUGACUGUUCACCGACACUCAUACCAGCAGCCCCCUGGCAAACACCGACUGUUCACCUACAUUCAUACCAGCAAACACCAACUGUUCACUGACACUCAUACCAGCAGCCCCCUGGCAAACACCGACUGUUCACCUACAUUCAUACCAGCAAACACUGACUGUUCACCGACACUCAUACCAGCAGCCCCCUGGCAAACACCGACUGUUCACCUACAUUCAUACCAGCAAACACUGACUGUUCACCGACACUCAUACCAGCAGCCCCCUGGCAAACACCGACUGUUCACCUACAUUCAUACCAGCAAACACCAACUGUUUACCGACACUCAUACCAGCAAACACUGACUGUUCUCCGACACUCAUACCAGCAAACACCGACUGUUCACCGACACUCAUACCAGCAAACACUGACUGUUCACUGACACUCAUACCAGCAAACACAGACUGUUCACUGACACUCAUACCAGCAAACACUGACUGUUCACUGACACUCAUACCAGCAAACACUGACUGUUCACCGACACUCAUACCAGCAACACUGACUUUUCACCGACACUCAUACCAGCCAACACCGACUGUUCACCGACACUCAUACCAGCAGCCCCCUGGCAAACACCGACUGUUCACCUACACUCAUACCAGCAAACACCGACUGUUCACUGACACUCAUACCAGCAAACACUGACUGUUCACCGACACUCAUACCAGCAAACACUGACUGUUCACCGACACUCAUACCAGCAAACACUGACUGUUCACCGACACUCAUACCAGCAACACUGACUUUUCACCGACACUCAUACCAGCCAACACCGACUGUUCACCGACACUCAUACCAGCAGCCCCCUGGCAAACACCGACUGUUCACCGACACUCAUACCAGCAAACACUGACUGUUCACCGACACUCAUACCAGCAAACACUGACUGUUCACCGACACUCAUACCAGCAAACACUGACUGUUCACCGACACUCAUAACAGCAGCCCCCUGGCAAACACCAACUGUUUACUGACACCACUCAUACCAGGAAUAAUGAUCAAGAAAAUUUGCCCUUUGAAGAUGUAUAUGUAUUUAUUAAAGUUGCACAUACUAUC
Haliotis rufescens (red abalone) is the source of this 3438-nucleotide messenger RNA. RefSeq names its product HAUS augmin-like complex subunit 3. The coding region runs from base 260 to 2104 and encodes 614 amino acids. The record is from RefSeq and is a predicted model, not a curated record. Lineage: Eukaryota; Metazoa; Mollusca; Gastropoda; Lepetellida; Haliotidae. Gene Ontology annotation, biological process: centrosome cycle; spindle assembly. Gene Ontology annotation, cellular component: mitotic spindle; centrosome; HAUS complex. The transcript has 15 exons.